Trachemys scripta elegans is the source of this 1644-nucleotide messenger RNA. It is a transcript of the gene SETD6, whose product is annotated as SET domain containing 6, protein lysine methyltransferase. Bases 1 to 1377 code for a protein of 458 amino acids. NCBI's taxonomy places the organism in Eukaryota, Metazoa, Chordata, Testudines, Emydidae. The transcript has 9 exons. Gene Ontology annotation, biological process: peptidyl-lysine monomethylation. Gene Ontology annotation, cellular component: nucleus. Gene Ontology annotation, molecular function: protein-lysine N-methyltransferase activity; protein binding. The record is from RefSeq and is a predicted model, not a curated record.
AUGGACGACCUACCCGAAGAAGUGACUAAACCUGUUGUGGCUGCAGGGGGCAGCCCUGCGGAGGAUGGCAGAGCUGACCCCCUUUCUGGCUUCCUGGAUUGGUGUGAGAAGGUCGGGUUGGAGCUCAGCCCAAAGGUCUACGUGAGCAAAGAGGGCACGGUGUCAGACUACGGCCUGUUGGCCAGAGAGGACCUCCAGAUCGGAGAAGUCCUCUUCACCAUUCCAAGAGCCGCGCUCCUGUCCCAGCACACCACCUCCAUCCGGUCCCUCUUGGAAAAAGACCAAGCGUCGCUGGAGAGUCAGUCUGGCUGGGUGCCUCUCCUUCUGUCUUUGCUGCAUGAAUACACGGCCAGCAACUCCCACUGGCGUCCCUACUUCUCGCUCUGGCCUGACUUCAGCAGCUUGGAUCACCCCAUGUUCUGGCCUGAAGAAGAGAGGGUGAGGCUCCUACAAGGCACUGGCAUCCUCGAAGCGGUGGACAAAGACCUGGCCAACAUCCAGCUGGAGUACACCUCCAUCAUCCUGCCCUUCAUGGAGUCCCACCUGGACCUCUUUGACCCCAAGCUGCACACGCCGGAGCUGUACCGGAGGCUGGUGGCGUUCGUCAUGGCCUACAGUUUCCAGGAGCCCCUGGAUGAGGAAGACGAGGAUGAGAAGGAGCCCAACCCGCCUGUGAUGGUGCCCAUGGCUGACAUUUUGAAUCACGUGGCCAAUCACAAUGCCAACCUGGAAUAUUCCCUGGAGUGUUUGAAAAUGGUCACCACGCAGCCCAUCAGCAAAGGCCACGAGAUCUUCAAUACCUACGGCCAGAUGGCCAACUGGCAACUCAUGCACAUGUACGGCUUUGCUGAGCCGUACCCCGGCAACACGGACGACACUGCCGACAUCCAGAUGGUGACGGUGCGCAGGGCUGCCCUGCAGGGUGCCAGCACUGAAGCAGAGCGGCAGCUGGUCUCUGAGCAGUGGGAUUUCCUUUGCCAGCUGGAGAUGGUGGGGGAAGAAGGAGCCUUUGUGAUUGGCUGGGAGGAAGUGUUGACAGAGGAAGAGCUGUCCAUGACAUUGAAGGUGCUGUGUAUGGCUGCAGAAGAAUUCAAAGAGUUUAAAGAGCACGAGGGCUGGGAAGAAGACACAGAGGAUGAAGAGAGCUUUACUUUGUCUAACGAGACAAUACCCAGACUCAAAGCCUCAUGGAAGAAGCUUCUCCAUGACAGUGCGCUGCUGACCCUGGAGUCUUACAGCUCAGACCUGAAAGCAGAGCAGGACUUGCUCAAUGACAAGGUGGCUUAUGGCAAACUAAGCCUGAGAGAGCAGCAGGCCUUGCAAGUGCGCUUUGGGCAGAAGAUGAUCUUGCACCAAUUGCUGGAGCUGACAAGCUAGCAGAGGCUGAACUGGGAAUUGCAGCCCUUGUAUAAAGCACACCUUGCGCUCUCUCCCCCACUGGUGGGAUGGAUGGGGUGGCCGCUUGUAUUCAGGAAGAACAGUGGGUGAGAGUUGAUUUGGACCCAGUUACUCCUGAUAUUUCUGUAUUGGCUUUUCAUCUACCUCUUGACUUUUCUAUAAAUUACAUACCCGUCUUACUAGGGAGGGAAAAGUCUGUUCCUUAAAUUUCAGCCUUAAGUGUGACAUGCAGGAGGGUUCCCCGUG